Sipha flava (yellow sugarcane aphid) is the source of this 615-nucleotide messenger RNA. Its product is annotated as transcription elongation factor 1 homolog. The transcript has 3 exons. Bases 132 to 380 code for a protein of 82 amino acids. Gene Ontology annotation, cellular component: transcription elongation factor complex. Gene Ontology annotation, biological process: transcription elongation by RNA polymerase II. The record is from RefSeq and is a predicted model, not a curated record. Lineage: Eukaryota; Metazoa; Arthropoda; Insecta; Hemiptera; Aphididae. Gene Ontology annotation, molecular function: RNA polymerase II complex binding.
UAUCUUUGAUAUUGCGGUCCCGUUCCCGUUUCCCGGCUAUUCACGACCGACGAAAAACAACUUAAUAAAUCAGCAGAACGUCACGUCGACGGUAACGUUCCAACCACCGUGCUCAACGUAACGUACUAGAAAUGGGACGGAGGAAAAGUAAAAGAAAGCCGCCAGCCAAGAGGAAAGCCAUUGAACCUCUGGACACGCAAUUCAACUGUCCGUUUUGUAACCACGAGAAGUCUUGUGAAGUAAAAAUGGACAAAAGUCGAAAUGUCGGCAAAGUUUACUGUCGAGUUUGCCUGGAAUCAUUUCAAACGACCACCAGCUUUUUGUCAGAACCAGUAGAUAUUUACAAUGAUUGGGUUGAUGCAUGUGAAGCAGCUAAUUAAUAAUGGGUUGCUACAAUAACCGAAUAAAAUGAAGCAGAAUGGAAAAUCGACAACAAAAAUAUCAAUACAGCUGAAGAACUAUGCAACAUUAAUUUUUUUACCAAUUAUUGUAGUCACUCUCUCUUUAUUUACAUAUACAAUAUCUUAAUUUUAAGUUUUCCAUGUAAGAUUUUACUUGUAUCAUACAAAUUAUGAUUGCCUUAAUUAAGAUAACAAUAUAAUAUUUAAAACUUAA